This is a messenger RNA of Salpingoeca rosetta, 2827 nucleotides long. RefSeq names its product RNA-binding protein 7. The transcript has 2 exons. The record is from RefSeq and is a predicted model, not a curated record. Gene Ontology annotation, molecular function: RNA binding. Lineage: Eukaryota; Choanoflagellata; Craspedida; Salpingoecidae. The coding region runs from base 12 to 2711 and encodes 899 amino acids.
GAAGACGCACGAUGCGUGGCGGCGGCAAGGAGCAGACGACCACAACCGCAGCAGUGGCUGCCAUGAGGGAGGAAGAUGAUGAAGAGGAGGAAGAAGAGGAGGAAGAGGAGGAAGAGGAGGAAGAAGAGGAAGAGGAGGAAGAGGAGGAAGAAGAGGAAGGGUGUGUGGCCCAAGGUAGCAGCAGUCGACAAGUUGAAGGCGGUACGACAGAGCACCAAGAAGGAUAUGAAGAGGAAGACGAGGACAAGGAAGAGGACGACGAGGAAGACGUGGAUGAGGAAGAAAGAGCGAACGAAGGGACAAACGGCAAGGAGGGCACCAGCGAGGAUGGCGUUGGCCCAGACGAGAAGGGGCAAAGUAGCAGGGAGAAUCAAGUGAAGGAAGAGGAAGUGGAGCCAGAGACAGAGAUAGGCGACAGUGGCAGUCGAAGCCAGGUCAGCGCACACUGUCCGCGCACCUCACAACACCAGAGCUCAAACAGCAGUGAGAGUGACGACGACAGUAGCAACGACAGCAGCGAUGACGAGGGCGAAGAGGGGGACGAUAGCGAUGCUUCUGCCGAGACGGACAGCACUGAUAGCAGCAGUGACAGCGAUAGCAGCGAAGACAGCAGCGAUAACGAGGAACACGACUAUGGAGAUGCUUCUGCUUCGUCUUCCAGCUCAGGUACGUCAGCUUCUUCCUCUUCCUCCGACGAUGAUGGCGACGAGACGUCGAGCAGCGACAACAGCAGCAGUGAUGAACAAGAAGAAGAAGAAGACAGCCUGUCAGUGAUUGGGGGACCGAUUGAGGAGGACACGGCAAAAACGCGCAAGGACCGCGCCAUCAGCUAUUUGGCAGGAAUAUUGUCGGCGCCCUGUCGGUCCAACUCCACGUUGUAUGUGGGCAACCUCGACACGCGCGUGACCGAUGAGAUUCUGUACGAGCUGUUCUUGCAAGCAUGCCCCGUUGACGGUGUGGCCAUUGCACGCGACCCAGAGGGGAACCCGCGCGGGUUUGCGUUUGUGGACUGCGUAGACGUGCCAUCUGCGCUCUAUGCGAAGCAGCUGCUCAACGGCGUCGCCCUCUUUGGCAAACACAUUCGCAUCGAUGCUGCUGACGCGUGCAGCCCUGAGGUCAAGGACCAAAUCCGCAAAGUCACGCAGCUCUUCCCACGCCGCAUCGAGGGGGCGUUGCCGCGCCUGCGACCGGCACCACCUACCGCUUCGGUCGCGGCACCCCGCCACCCAUAUCCACCCCACCAUGCACACGGCCUCCUCGCUGCCCCCGGGGGCUUCUACCACCCUUACCGCCCACCCUACACGCCAGCGUACCCAGCGUACCACCAGCCCCACCCCCACCAGUACCCGUACCCUUACGCCUACCACCCCAACUCCCAGUACCACUAUCCAUACGCAAGACCGCCACCACCACCACCACCACCACCACCGCACCAUCCGCCGCCACCGCCACCACCAACAGCACCGCCACCACCCCCAAACCCAUCCAAACAGCCACCACCACCACCACCACCACGACCACGGGCACCAACGCGACCCGCAAGCACCAAAACAUCUUCAGCGGAACCAGCAAGGACAGCACCACCGCGCACCGCUUCGCCACCGCCAACACCACCUUCAUCGUCAUCGCUGGCACCAGCAGCAUCAUCGCGGUCACGAUCACCGUUGCAUCCGCGCCGGAGUCGCGAGCGCGGUGACGGCGUUCGUGGUGGUGGUCGUGGGGUUGCGCGCACACACGUGCACGGCCGCGAUGGCCGCGAUGGUCGCGGACAAUCGCCACCAGCACGCGCAACAACCGGCGUUGCUGUUGCUGGCGUUGGUGGUGGUGCCGCUGCUGGUGAUCACCGCCAUUAUGACCAUCGUCGUGACCAGCAUCGUCCUGACCACCGCACCGCACGGCAGCAGCAGCAGCAGCAGCAUCGUCGCCCACGACCAUCACCACCACGCGGGCGCUACCGUUCCGGCCCCGCACGCACUGCUGUCGCUGCUGACCGUGGGCACGUGGACGAAGAUGAGCUGGCAAUGCUGGCGGCGGCGUUUGCCCAGAAGCGCGGGCACGACACACACCGCCACCACGACGACGGCCGUGGCGGCGAGUCGUAUCCGCCGCGCUCGCGGGUGGACGCUGAUUCCAGUGGGGAUGUGGAGGGAUUUUCCGACUACCGCCAGCCCGCGAGCAAACGCGCACGCAUGGACGCAGACGCACCCAUGCCGCCAACACACACGCACGCCCACGCGCACGCGCACGCACAUCCUCGACAACAGCCGCGGUAUGAUUCGCAGGCGUACACAGACGAGCGGCAGCCACCGCCUCGUCAGCAACAGCAGCAACAGCACGCGCACAGCGAGCCGGCACAACUUGCCCAAUUGCGUGAUGCACACGGGGAGCAGCAUGGGCAUUACGCAACACAACGCCAUCGAGAGCAGCCGCAGGUGCAGCAGCAGCAGCAGCAGCAGCCACGAUUAGCAGCGCACCGCGCCAUGCCAGCACCCCAUCCUCCACCAAUACAGCAGCGGCGGCAGCAGGCACAGAACGCAGGCGCACCGCGAGUGUACACGCAUUCGCUGACACCGGUUGCGCCACCACCGCCACCACCAGUGUCUUCCGCGCCAUCAUCAUCAUCAUUGUCGUCAUCAUCAUCAUCAAGGGCGGGCGGGCAGGAGGCGACGCGCCGACAGCCAUCCGUCUGGUGCCGCAUGGACAGGCUGUAGUUGUGCGUUUGUUUUUGUGUGUGUGUGUUUGUUUGUGUGUGUGUGUGUGUACGUGUUGUAUGAGUGCAUGUUGUGUUUAAUAUCCCAAUCUCCCUCCUUCACCGAUAAAAGCAAUG